AUGUGGAAAGUCAGCAGCAAAGGACGUACAUAUCAAAAUGGAAAAGCCUUGUCAUCCGAGACUAGGAGGGCUAUUAUUGAUAAAAUAAUUCUUCGAGGUGGUCAAAAAGAAACCGGUGUGUUUCAUGGCAAAUUGCUGGAUGUCGCAACUGAAUUGAAUUUGUCGUGUUCAGUGGUUUCCAAAAUAUGGAGACAGUAUUGUCAGACCUCUUCAUUUUCACUGUUGAAAAAAACAACCGGGAAUAAUAGUAGUUUGUCUGACGGUGAUUUACAACUUUUGGAGGUAAUAAAAAGACAGCGGCCAUCAACAAGUUAUAAUGAAAUUUUGAAUGUCCUAUUUGACGUUGGCGAUUUACCAACUGGUUCUACUUCAAAAACGGCUGUGUGUAACGCUGUUCAGAAUUGUUUGCCUUCUGGUAAAUUUACUUACAAGAAAAUAAAUAAAGUUGCUCAAGAACGGUUUUCCUUGCAGAAUAUGGCCUACACACAGUUGUUCAUCGACUAUUUGCACGAUAAAGAUCCAUAUACGGUACAAUAUUUCGACGAAUGCGGCGUAAAAUUACCAGGCAAUGGUACGAGAUCUUAUGGCCAUGCUCCAGUGGGCGAAAGAGCAAUAGAAAUUAUCAGAUACUGUGAAACGGCAAACACAACUGUGAAUGUUUUGUGUUCACUAUUUGGUGCAACAUAUACGAACAUUGUAGACGGUCCAUCUAACACAACCGAAUUUUUGAGAUUUUUUGAAGAAGCGUAA
Messenger RNA from Paramuricea clavata, 750 nucleotides. The record is from the annotation of a GenBank genome assembly. NCBI's taxonomy places the organism in Eukaryota, Metazoa, Cnidaria, Anthozoa, Malacalcyonacea, Plexauridae.